Crotalus tigris (Tiger rattlesnake) is the source of this 3771-nucleotide messenger RNA. Its product is annotated as photoreceptor outer segment membrane glycoprotein 2-like. Gene Ontology annotation, biological process: visual perception. The transcript is spliced from 5 exons. NCBI's taxonomy places the organism in Eukaryota, Metazoa, Chordata, Lepidosauria, Squamata, Viperidae. Gene Ontology annotation, cellular component: membrane. The record is from RefSeq and is a predicted model, not a curated record. The coding region runs from base 625 to 1710 and encodes 361 amino acids.
GGCUCAGUUGUCUGCAGUCCCCGCGGGACGCGACUGCUCGCUCGCGCUCUCUCUCUCUCUCUCUCUCUACCGUCGCAACCAGCCCCCUCCUUUUCCCUUGCCCUCCAUCCUAGCGCUAGGCAGCCAGCGAGAGAAUCCGCCCACCUUAUCGAUCCUGAGAAACAUUAUUGGAGCGUUUACGAAGAGCCGGUAGCAGAUUGGACAGGAGUUCUUUCAAUCAGUCUGGUGGGCGGCCGUAUCUUAGAAACGCCGCUGUCCUCAUAUUUGCUUAUGAGGCGAAUUUUGCGAAUGGGUUUUGAAAAGUAUUCUGGGUAUUGUAGUUUAGUGUGCGUUAUCGCAAAGGGAUUUCCAAAGGAUGGAAUGCGGAGUUAAGAUAUAUCUGCUCUUGGGGUGCAGCAAAUCGGAGAAUGAGCUCAAAUUACAAAAAAAAAAAAGAACGGGUGGAAAAAAAGGAAAGUCAAAGAAACGGUUGGUCUGCUAGUUGAAGAAGAUGGCAAGAUUGUGAUAGACAAUAGGAAAAGUGCUGGCUUCUGUUAUAUGACUUUGAUAACUCUGAACACACUUUGAUAAUCUGAUUAGAAGAUUUUCCUGAACAAAGCUUCUUCUCCUAAUGCUAUAGUGACCAUGGCCAUUCUUAAAGUAAAAUUCACCAAAACCAAACGAGACAAACUGGCUCAAAUCCUAUGGAUUCUCAAUUGGUUUUCUGUGAUAUCUGGUGCAGUUGUGUUCAGCCUUGGACUCUUCCUAAAGAUCGAAAUAAGAAAACGCAAGGAGGUGAUAGCGAAAUGGGAUAUUAACUCUGUUCCAAAUACUUUAAUUUCUAUUGGAGCCAUAGUUUGCAUGAUCAACUUUUUUGGAGGUAAAAUAUGUUAUGACUGCACGGAUGCCAAUAAAUUUAACCGCUGGAAGCUGAUCAUGCUCCCUUAUAUUGUAUGCACUCUCUGUUUUACCUUCUACAUCUUUGUGGGUGCUAUUAUGUGCUAUACUAUGAGAAAUGAAUUGGAAGAAUCUCUAUAUCUGGGAUUGGGAAAUGCUAUUAAAUUCUACAAAGAUACAGACAUUCCUGGAAGAUGCUUUUUGAAGAGAACUAUAGACACUUUGCAGAUCAGAUUCCAGUGCUGUGGAAACAAUGGUUUUAGGGAUUGGUUUGAAAUUCAGUGGGUAUCACCUCGUUAUCUGGAUAUGACUUCAGAGGAUGUUCUAGAUCGUCUAAAAAGUAAUAUUGAUGGGAAAUUCUUGGUGGAUGGAGUCCCCUUCAGUUGUUGCAAUCCAAACUCGCCCCGACCAUGUAUCCAGUACCAGCUCACCAACAACACUGCUCACUACCGUUAUGAUGUUAUGACAGAAGAACUUAAUAUCUGGAUGAAAGGAUGCAGGGAAGCCCUUCUGGAUUAUUACACUGACAUCAUGAGUUCCAUUGGCAUCAUCACGUUCAUCGUUUGGGUAUUUGAGCUACUGGUCCUCAUUGGGGUUCGUUAUCUUCAAACAUCAAUGAGGAACCUUCUUCUACAGGCGGAUCCACUCUGUGAUUCCGAUGGCUGGUUAUUUGAAAACAGUUUUGUGGAAACUGCCAUAUGGAACAUCAACAAAAUUAAACAUCUUGGCAAAGGGAGCAAAGUAUCCAGUGUUUUGGAUAAUUCUAAUAUGGAUGUUCACACUGCAAACCAUAAUUCAGAAAAUACUCUUCCCAAAUAUAUCCCUGCAGCUUAAUUGAAUGUAAUACUAAAGACUUGACAACUGCAUCAUAAUGUAUAAGUAACAUGGCAAUUGGUUUGUGCGAUGUGCUAUGCCAUGGCUGUGCCAUACAAUAUAUGAGUUUGCUUGCUUGCUUUGGUUCCUCCCCACCUUAGCAACCCAUUUUGACUCUCAAUCCUUAAAGAGAUGGUGUUGGACCAAUAACAGAGUAAGAGGAGUCCAAAGCAGCGUUUGGUACUCUGGGAAUAAUCCUAACAGUGAGUGGACUGGUAACUGUUAAGGUGGUUGCAACUCUUGAAAGGCCAUCAUCAUCAGACAGGUUUAAACAAAAACAGUUUUGAGCACAGUGUUCGAAAUAGUAUUUAUAAACAUGGUAACUCUUCUUAUGUAAAUUUUGAGUAUCAGUGAAUAUCUGGGAUAUCAAGUAUAAAGAAUAACAUUUCAGAGGAAUUACUAUUGAUUUAUGUCACUUGCACUACUAUGAGCAUCUAAUCCAGGGUUGGGAAGAAGGAAAACUAUAAUUCAUUGCCAAUUUCUCCUUGGCCAUCUGUUGCUUACAAGUUGUGGGAAAUUUGUAAAUAUGACUGAUUCAUUUGAGCAUUUUGUUUAAGCAGAAUAUAUUCAGAAUCAAAUAACUAUACUUAGUAAGAAAUCUACCUAAAUAUACUUUGUAAAAUUAAAGUAUUUAUCCGUAGAACAUUAUGUUCACUGCCUUGAAUUAUAUAUGGGAUAAAAGUUGGGAUAAAAAUAUCAAAACAAAAAAACAAACAAACCCUGAUGGUAAUUAAAAAGGCAUGUAGUACAGCCCUAGUCCUAGCUUUCCACUAAAGGGGUCAUCAGGCCAAGAGAGUUUGUUUUUUAGAGAUAAGAGAAAUCUUUUUCAACAAAAACAGAUUCAAGAAGUUGCAAUUUUUGUUCAAAUUAUUAAUCAAAAGUCAGCGAUGACAUUAGCAAGACAAAUACGAAAGAUGCAGUAGCAUCUGCUUUGAUACAGAAAUAAUUUAAUGAAGAUUUCUAGUAUUAUUUUUUCUAUAUAUGGAAUGCAAUUAUAAAAACACUACUUUUCAAUCUUGCUAUGCGUGGAAAUUACCCCUUACAUUCAAGGGCCAUAUUUUUUAACAUAUUACUGGAAAACGAAAAAAAAAGCAAUUGUGAGUAAAAAAUCCCUGAGCCAUUGAAAACCUAGCUUUCAGCACGUACAAAAUCCAGCAACUGAUUUACAUGUGUUGACUUGCCUCAUUUAAUGCUUUUUUCCAAUAUUUCACAGCCUCAUGUGUGAGCUGCACUGAAGAUACUGUCAUUUGAACUACAUCUCUGCUGUGUAUGUUCUGUCAGACCCUUGGGAAAUAAGCCUGAAUGAGCAUGAGAAAUGAGCAUGAAUUUACUGGAGAAAUUUCUAAAAUCUGUGCUGCUUUUUUUAACACAGGAUUCUUAUAGUCAUAGUUAAUGGGCCAUGGCAAGCUCUGAGGCAAAGAAGAUAUGUCAAAACCGAGGCCUUGAUAUGUUCUCUGCCUUUUCUUUGUUCUUUUUUCUUUAAGGAACAGUUUCUCUUCCAUCCUGCAAGAUCCUACAGAGCAGGUAUACUUCAUGUCCCAUUCAAAAUUUGUAUGCCAGUCAGAAUCCAUAUUGAGUUAGGUGGCCUUAUAGAGAUGUUCCUUUCUCUCUUAUUUUUCUUAAGUUCCUAUGAACUAAUUUAAUGUUUUUAUUACUUAGAUUAGCAUUGGCCAGAAAAUCAACAGUAGGCAUCUUUUUAUCUGGGAAUGAGAAAAAAAUUGAGUUUGUAUUACAGGCACAAACAGAAAAGAAAAAUCUCCUUUUAUUUAUUUUUUAUUGUGUUUUUAAAAGAAGAAAGUAGGUAAUGUUUAAAUUUACGUUACAAUAUAACAUUUGGUACAUAUAUUAAGGACUCCUUUUAGCAUGGAUUUUGUUUUAUGAAUUAUUUUAUGAAUAACCUUACUAUUUUACAAAUAUUAUUUGAAGUAUUGUUAUGUUUGUUGCAUACAGUAUAAAAUGUUAUUAGACUACGUGUGGUAGAUAUGAGGUUAUGACGGUACCUUCUGAAUAAUGUAUUCAUUA